Messenger RNA from Mizuhopecten yessoensis (Yesso scallop), 5527 nucleotides. RefSeq names its product WD repeat-containing protein 59-like. Bases 24 to 3086 code for a protein of 1020 amino acids. Gene Ontology annotation, molecular function: protein binding. The transcript is spliced from 28 exons. Lineage: Eukaryota; Metazoa; Mollusca; Bivalvia; Pectinida; Pectinidae. The record is from RefSeq and is a predicted model, not a curated record.
UACAGGAAAAAAGAAGAUGGAGAAUGGCAACAAUGUGGAGUUCAGAACAAAUUGUUGCAGAUUAUGGCGAUCUACAGGCGAAGUCUAUGGCUGUGGACUGUUUGGGGCUCGUGACUGUAAUAGCUGGUCGCAAGGCCUUGACCUUUGUUGAUCUGAGAAAUCCGACGGAACCACUGGCCAGACAUCCACGGCAGAGCAAGUGGGAAAAAUGGGAUAUCAACUGUGUCCAGUGGAACCCCCACCCUUCACACGCCCACAACUUUGUCACAGCUUGUAAUGAGCGACUGGACUUGUUUGCAUGGAAGGAUGGUGUCUGUACUAACCAGUGUAUGAUGAAGGGUCACUCCAGAUCUAUCAGUGACAUAGAUUGGUCUCCAUUUGAUGUAAAUGUGAUAGCCUCCUGCUCCGUAGAUACCUUCAUACACCUGUGGGAUGUACGAGACCCUAGAAAGCCGCAGUCAUCCUUUCAGACAGUGGCGGGGGCCUCACAAGUUAUGUGGAACAAAAUCCAGACCAACCAGUUUGCCACAACCCAUGAGGGUGAUGUUCGUCUCUGGGACCCUAGGAAAGGGAACUCUCCGCUGACCUACAUAGCGGCUCACUUGUCUAAGAUCCAUGGCCUGGACUGGAGUCCCCACAGUGAGAACUGUCUGGCUACUGCCAGUCAGGACGGCUCAGUCAAGUUCUGGGAUGUAACCAAUUUCCGCCAAGCUAAAGGUUCCAUGUCGGCAGGUUGUCCAGUAUGGAGGGCACGAUACACGCCAUUUGGUCAUGGGUUAGUAACAGUAGCCGUGCCACAGAUUAGGAGGGGAGACAACUCUCUGUAUCUUUGGACCGUCGAAGACAAUGUCCAACUUGUGCACCAGUUCAUGGGCCAUCAAGACGCCAUUUUAGAGUUCCAGUGGCGGAAGCAGACAGAAGAGGAGCGAGACUUUCAGUUAGUUACUUGGGCGCGAGAUCAGACCCUUCGAGUGUGGAAGGUGGACCUACAGCACCAGAAGUUGUGUGGCCACGAUGUUGGAGACCUGCCUGAUAGUGAAGAGCUAAGUACCAUGUCCCUAGUCAGCAGUACCAACAGCUUCGAGGGGGAAGAGGGAGAAGGAGGGGAGACAACCCGCCAACCAUCAGGCAGUCCCGACAGUAUCACAGCCCAGCAGCCACGCACACUGAAACAAGAGUUCUCAUUGGUCAAUGUAGAGAUACCCAAUAUUGUUGUUGAGGAAUUAAACCCUACCACAAGAACAUGCAUAGUCCUAGCGAUGGCCAACAAUCACAAUGUGCGUCUCAAGCUUGUCUUCCCCGACAACUACCCCAAUAAUGACAUGCCCAGUCUGGAUAUCCUGUUCGCGACCAUCAACAACAAAGUACAGCAGCGCCUCCAUCUGGGCCUGACAGAUAUCUGUCUGAAGCACGUCACCAGGAACACUAACUGUCUGGAGCCGGUUCUCCGACAGCUGGCCACCUACCUAGAGAAACUCACGAUUGAUGACAGGAGGACUCCAGAAUCAGAAACUUCAAUGCAUCUACCAUUUACUCACAAACCAACGAAACAGCUCCACGGCCAUAACAAGUUUUCAGCCCACUAUGGCCCAUACCACUACUUGUUAGAUCACAACAUUCCUUUCCCCCGAACCAGUGGAGCGCGCUUCUGUGCUGCAGGAUUUCUUGUCGUAUUUGGGAGAGCAAGAGAGGCUAAAAAAGCUAGGACAGGAGCAGACCAUACCCCAAAAGCGCUGUCAGAUCUGACCCAGUACGGAUCGCGAGCGAGGAUACGGAGCAGUCACACUGCCCCUACGCCAUACCAACAGUACUCCUUCGCUCGUAGCCCGCCCACAACCUCCGAUCCUUUUACUAUCAAGUCCUACUACUAUAAAGACCAGAAGAGAAAAAACAACAUGAGAAUGAAGUCAAAAGUGAUCAAGGACAAGAGUGAAGAUCUUGACAAACAGAAAGGUCCUCAUCUAGCCCCGGUCAAGAUCUAUGACAGCAGUUAUCUGUUACCUAUCAAUAAAAACCUGGGCACCCAUUACAGGAUAGACUUGAAUGACAUCCCAGCAAUGUGUCGACACAAUGCUGCUCAGGCAGCUGGUGUAGGCAGGAAAGAUCUAGUACAGUUGUGGAAUCUGGUGACACUGAUGUCUGACAAACGACUUGCUCCGUCCUCCAACCCUGAUGAUGGCAGUCCAUGGGGAAGGCACCCAUUCGGAAGACAGCUGCUGAAACACAUGAUGGACUUCUACAGUAGUCUACAUGACGUACAAACACUAGCGAUGCUGUGCUGUGUGUUCUGGAACAAACAGGAAGUACAGAGGCCUCUACACCAGUCAUCAUCCGUUGAGUACAUCCCUCCAACAGUGGCUGAAUAUAGUCCCUAUCACACGGUGUCUUCCUCCUCCAGCCUCCUCAAGGGGUGGUCAACCUAUCAGCUCGCUGAGCGACCUGCACACACUGGUCCCCUUCCCACCUCCUCCUCCACAGCGUCCCUGGCCGAGGUCGCCUCUCAUCCGAAUCUCCCUGCCUUUCAACAGUCAGAAAGAGGCUCACCAGCUGUGCAGAAGAUGCGGAGAUCCAACAGCUGGUCUUUUGAUAUCGACUCCAUAGAGGACUACAAGUUUGACGACAGUAAAGACACCAAACAGAAGGAGGCUGAGAGAGAACAGUUCCAGCAUGAAAUUAAUAGCAGGAUGAUGGAUCCUGGUGCCCAGCAGCAGUAUGAUGACUACCUUCGGGCCUAUGCUAACAUCUUGUACCAAUGGGGACGUGGAAAUCAGGCAACGCAUGUUCUCAAGUUUGUCUCCAGUCCUAAGGAACAGCACAAGGGGAUAGAGUUCGGACUGAACUGUCACCGUUGUCGGAAGGAAGUGCGAGGGCCUCAGUGUGGAUCCUGUAAAGUUCUUGCCUUCAACUGUGUCAUAUGUCACAUCGGGGUCAGAGGUGCCUCCAACUUCUGUUUGACAUGUGGACAUGGCGGUCAUACAAACCACAUCAUACACUGGUUCAAGACUCACGAUGAGUGUCCCUCCGGCUGCGGCUGCAAAUGUAUCAGAGGCAAAACCUACAUCACUAUGUCCUCCUACAACUCCUGAGGGGUAGACCCACCUCAAUAAUUCCCGAGGUUAACUUUUAUUCCCAGAUGUAAGGAGCAAAUGGACAUCUAUAAAUUCCUGAGACUAACCUGUAUCCCUGAUGGAAAGAUCAGAUCCACAUCUGCAAUUCCUGGGGGGAGCGGCUAACCUGUAUCCCCUAAGAGGAGGUACAAACCCACAUCAAAACUCAUAGAGGAGAUGCUAACCUGUAUCCCCUAAGGGGAGGGGCAAGCCCAUGUUUACAAUUCCUAAGGCUUGCCUGUAUCCCCUAAGAGGAGGUACAAACCCACAUCAAAACUCAUAGAGGAGAGGCUAACCUGUAUCACCCAAGGGGAGGGGCAAGCCCAUGUUUACAAUUCCUAAGGCUUGCCUGUAUCCCCUAAGAGGAGGUACAAACCCACAUCAAAACUCAUAGAGGAGAGGCUAACCUGUAUCCCCUAAGAGGAGGUACAAACCCACAUCAAAACUCAUAGAGGAGAGGCUAUCCUGUAUCCCCUAAGAGGAGGUACAAACCCACAUCAAAACUCAUAGAGGAGAGGCUAUCCUGUAUCCCCUAAGAGGAGGUACAAACCCACAUCAAAACUCAUAGAGGAGAGGCUAUCCUGUAUCCCCUAAGAGGAGGUACAAACCCACAUCAAAACUCAUAGAGGAGAGGCUAUCCUGUAUCCCCUAAGAGGAGGUACAAACCCACAUCAAAACUCAUAGAGGAGAGGCUAUCCUGUAUCCCCUAAGAGGAGGUACAAACCCACAUCAAAACUCAUAGAGGAGAGGCUAUCCUGUAUCCCCUAAGAGGAGGUACAAACCCACAUCAAAACUCAUAGAGGAGAGGCUAAUCUGUAUCCCCUAAGGGGAGGGACAAGCCCAUGUUUACAAUUCCUAAGGCUUGCCUGUAUCCUCUAAGAGGAGGUACAAACCCACUUUAAAACUCAUAAAGGAGAGGCUAGCCUGUAUCCCCUAAGAGGAGGGGCAAGUCCAUGUUUAAAAUUCCUAAGGAUAGCCUGUAUCCCCAAAGAGGAGGGGCAAGCCCAUGUUUACAAUUCCUAAGGCUAGCCUGUAUCCCCUAAGGAGAGGGGCAAGGCAAGCCCAUGUUUACAACUCCUAAGGCUAGCCUGUAUCCCCUAAGGAGAGGGGCAAGCCUAUGUUUACAAUUCCUAAGGCUAGCCUGUAUCACCUAAGGGGAGGGGCAAGCCCAUGUUUACAACUCCUAAGGCUAGCCUGUAUCCCUAAGGGGAGGGACAAGCCCAUGUUUACAAUUCCUAAGGCUAGCCUGUAUCACCCAAGGGGAGGGGCAAGCCCAUGUUUACAAUUUCUAAGGCUAGCCUGUAUCCUCUGAGGGGAUGAACAUACCCACAUCUGAAACUCCCAGGGGAGGGGCUAACCUAUAUUCCCAGAUUGAAGGAACAGACUGACGUCUACAAUUCCUGGGGGAGAUGCUAACCUGUAUCCCCUAAGAGGAGGGGCAGCUAUUCUGUACCCCCUAAGGGGAGGGAAAAUUCACAUAUACAAUUCCUUAGGUUAGCCUGUAUCAUCUGAGGAGAUGGACAAACCCACAUCUGAAACCCCUUGGGGAGGGGCUUACCUAUAUUCCCAGAUGGAAUGAACAGAUACAGGUCUUCAAUUAUACAAUAGGAAUAGUUACCGGUUGGUUUAAUGUAACUGGUUGGUCCAGGAGGCUAAAUGAUGUCUUUUUGGUCAAACUUCUUAACAGCAGAGACAAAGUCUGUUUCUUACAUUGUUACAUUCUUACAGCCUAUUACAGACCGAUUAUGUUUCUAGUUGAGAUAAAGGAGUUUGUCUCUGUCAAAAUUUGUAGUCAGCCUUCCUGUGGACAAGACAAAGUCUAUCACAGACAGGCUGGAGUCUUGUGCUUAUAGAGACAGGGGUUGUUACAUAGGCAGAGCCCAUCAUAGCCAAAGUAUCCAUCUGUCACUGAAAACAGGGUCUGUCUGUUACUGAAAACAGGGUCUUACUUACAUAGGCAGAGCCUAUCAUAGCUAAAGUCUCCGUUUGUUACUGAAAAUAGGGUCAUAAUGGAUCUUGUGAAUCAUUUCUUUUGUUUUACCUUCAGAAGAUAAUGGAAAUGUUGUUUUAUAAAACGGAAGUGUGUAACAAGUAGACCUGUGGUUUGUUUUGUUAUCUGUGUGAGUAAAUUGGUUUUUAAGAUUAUUUUUAUAUUUUGUUUAAUGGCAGACAUGUAUGAUGGGAUUGUGAUACGUGUUAAAAAGAUAUGUAAGAAUAUAAAAAAAAGUAUGGAGUGCUUGAGUUGGGAGUUUUAGCUACAACUGUGUGGAUUCAAUAUUGAGCGUAUGAAGAAGAAUGUGUCACCGACUGUAUUCAUGAAUGGGUAUCAAUAUCUUCAGAUUGUGUCCAAGCCUAAUUGUAAAUGUAUGUGUUUGUGAGUGUCAUGGACAUUGAAAAUAUCUGUGCCAAAGGUAGAAAAA